Histoplasma capsulatum G186AR is the source of this 324-nucleotide messenger RNA. RefSeq lists its product as uncharacterized. The coding region runs from base 1 to 324 and encodes 107 amino acids. The transcript is spliced from 2 exons. Lineage: Eukaryota; Fungi; Ascomycota; Eurotiomycetes; Onygenales; Ajellomycetaceae. The record is from RefSeq and is a predicted model, not a curated record.
AUGUCUUUGCUGACUCAGCGACCCAAUCCCGAUGAUAUUUUAAUGCCGCCCACUCCCCCCGCUUACAUGGCGCUCCGUCCCGAGUUGAAUGCAUCACUGGCUCCACGACCUCACCUAGCUCAGCUAAAAUGGGACCAUGGCGUAGCCAACGACUCUCUCAACCCCUCCCUCUUGAAAUGCCACUGGGCAGAGCAUGCGUCGUCAGGGCCUACAAGACGUCAUGACCCGCUAGACAAUGAGCGCCUGUUUCGCCAAUCAACCGACCUUAUCCCCCGCCAGUACUUCAGCGGCAAACGCUCCGUCCAGCGAAGCGAAGUAAAUUGA